Messenger RNA from Haliotis rubra (blacklip abalone), 1146 nucleotides. RefSeq names its product mucin-2-like. The transcript has 2 exons. Bases 1 to 1146 code for a protein of 381 amino acids. NCBI's taxonomy places the organism in Eukaryota, Metazoa, Mollusca, Gastropoda, Lepetellida, Haliotidae. The record is from RefSeq and is a predicted model, not a curated record.
AUGGCUCCAACUACAACCACCAUUCCCUACUCUCUGUCCAACUACAACCACCCCCAUCUCUCCAACUACCAUUUCUCUCUGUCCAACUACAACCACCCCAUCUCUCCAACUACCAUUUCUCUCUGUCCAACUACAACCACCCCCAUCUCUCCAACCAUUUCCUCUCUGUCCAACUACAACCACCCCAUCUCUCCAACUACCAUUCCCCUCUGUCCAACUACAACCACACCCAUCUCUUCCACUACCAUUCCCCUCUGUCCAACUACAACCACCCCCAUCUCUCCAACUACCAUUCUCUCUGUCCAACUACAAACCACCCCCAUCUCUCCAACUACCAUUCCCUCUGUCCAACUACAACCACCCCCAUCUCUCCAACUACCAUUCCCUCUGUCCAACUACAACCACCCCUAUCUCUCCAACUACCAUUCCCUCUGUCCAACUACAACCACAUCUCUCCAACUAUCUCUCCAACUACCAUUCCCACUACCUCUGUCCAACUACAACCACCCCCAUCUCUCCAACUACCAUUCCCUCUGUCCAACUACAACCACCAUCUCCCCAUCUCUCCAACUCUUCCAUGUCUGUCCAACUACAACCACCCCCAUCUCUCCAACUACCAUUUCUCUCUGUCCAACUACAACCACCCCCAUCUCAACCCCUCCAACCAUCUCUCCUCUGUCCAACUGCAACCAACUCCAAACCAUUUCUCUGUCCAACUACCAUUCCAACUCUGUCCAACUACUAUCUCCAACUACCAUUCCCUCUGUCCAACUACAACCACACCCCAUCUCUCCAACUACCAUUUUCUGUCCAACUACAACCACCCCCCAUCUCUCCAACUACCAUUCCCCUCUGUUCAACUACAACCACCCCUAUCUCUCCAACUACCAUUUCUCUCUGUCCAACUACAACCAUCUCAUUCUCUCCUACAACCAUCCCUAUCUCUCCAACUACGAUUCCCCUCUGUCCAACUACAACCACACCCAUCUCUUCCACUACCAUUUCUCUCUGUCCAACUACGGACCGCCUCCGUGGUGGUGCUGUUCGACGGAAUUCCUGAAUGCUGCUGGCUUUGCUGCGUUGGGACGAAUGACUAACAGUAUAAUUAACAGACGAUCGUAUGAGUCACAGGCUAAUCUUGAAUAA